Nicotiana attenuata is the source of this 1961-nucleotide messenger RNA. RefSeq names its product sugar transporter ERD6-like 16. NCBI's taxonomy places the organism in Eukaryota, Viridiplantae, Streptophyta, Magnoliopsida, Solanales, Solanaceae. The transcript has 17 exons. Gene Ontology annotation, molecular function: sugar transmembrane transporter activity. Bases 181 to 1626 code for a protein of 481 amino acids. Gene Ontology annotation, biological process: transmembrane transport; carbohydrate transport. The record is from RefSeq and is a predicted model, not a curated record. Gene Ontology annotation, cellular component: membrane.
UUCACUCUUUUUCUCAACACAUAAGAACUGAACAAGCAAAAAUCCUUUGUGUUCAUUACACUCAAAAAACCAUCUUGAGUUCUUGAGUUUUUUCUCUUUUAUUUAAGAGGAAAAACAAAAGAACAAAAAAGAAAAAAAAAAAACCACCCCCUUUGUUUAAUUUGUCUACAUUUUUCAAGAAUGGCAAUUGAUGAGUGCAAAGAUAUUGAAAAUGGGCUUGAGAAUUUGGAACAACCUUUUCUUGAAAAUGCUAAAAUUCUUGAUUCUGAUGAUGAAGAAUUAAUUAGUAAGGAAAAUGGAUCCAUUGGAAUGGUUUUGUUAAGCACUUGUGUUGCAGUUUGUGGUUCUUUUGAAUUUGGAUCAUGUGUGGGAUACUCAGCACCUACACAAUCUGAAAUUAGGAAUGACUUGAAUUUAACACUUGCUCAGUACUCCAUUUUUGGUUCCAUCAUCACAAUUGGUGCCAUGAUUGGAGCUAUCACAAGCGGCAGAAUUGCAGAUUUCAUUGGUAGAAAAGGGGCCAUGAGAAUGUCAGCUAUUUUCUGUAUCACAGGAUGGCUUGCUGUCUAUUUUUCCAUGGGAACUUUGACACUUGAUGUGGGAAGAUUCCUCACAGGAUUUGGCAUUGGAAUAUUCUCUUAUGUGGUACCUGUGUUUAUUGCUGAAAUAGCUCCAAAGGAUCUCCGUGGAGGAUUGACAACAAUUAAUCAACUUAUGAUUGUUUGUGGUGCAUCAGUUGCAUAUUUACUAGGAACAGUUAUAUCAUGGAGAAAUCUUGCUUUAACUGGAAUUCUACCAUGCACUUUCUUGUUAGCAGGUCUAUUCUUUAUUCCAGAAUCUCCAAGAUGGCUGGCCAAAGUAGGUCUUGAGAAAGAAUUUGAAGUGGCAUUAAGAAAACUUCGCGGUAAAGAUGCGGAUAUCUCUCUUGAAGCUGCUGAAAUCCAGGCUUAUGUUGAUACUCUUCAAACCCUCCCUAAAGCUAGAAUCUUUGACUUAUUCGGUAGCAAAUACAUUCGAUCUGUGAUCAUUGGUAUUGGAUUGAUGGUAUUCCAACAGUUUAUAGGAAUAAAUGGUAUUGGUUUCUAUGCUAGCCAGACUUUUGAGUCAGCAGGACUUAAAAAUAGCAAUAUUGGGACUAUUGCCUAUGCCAUAGUUCAGGUCCCUAUUACUGUAGUUGGGGCAUUUUUGAUGGAUAGAUCAGGAAGAAGGCCACUUCUUAUGGUGUCAGCAACAGGGACAUUUAUUGGUUGUUUUAUGACUGGAGCUUCUUUCUAUCUAAAGGGAAAUGGCAUCUUACUUGAAUGGGUUCCAAUUCUAGCUGUAUCUGGUGUCCUGGUGUAUAUAUCCGCGUUUUCAAUUGGAAUGGGAGCAGUUCCGUGGGUUAUUAUGUCAGAGAUUUUUCCGAUUCAUGUAAAAAGUGCUGCUGGAAGUCUGGUAGUGUUAGUGAACUGGUUGGGCGCGUGGGCGGUUUCCUUCACUUUCAGUUUCCUCAUGGCCUGGAGUGCCACUGGUACAUUUAUGCUAUAUGCUGGGUUCUGUGUACUCACUAUACAAUUUGUAGCAAAGGUAGUGCCAGAAACAAAGGGGAAAACAUUGGAGGAAAUUCAGGCCAUCAUUAAUUCUUGAACGUGGGAAACAAGAAUAUGAAAGUACGUAGAUGCACAUACUCAUGACUGGAAAUUUUACAAUGUAGUUUAGUCAACUAGAUGAGCGGAUGGCAUGCAUAAAUCGAGAAAUGGUUCAAAUUUUUUGACGAUGGAAAAAUGGAACCUUCCCUCUCAGAACCAAAUUGGAUCCGCCAAGAAGAGGGGAAUUCAACAGUGUAGAUUUUAUUCUAGGUUUUGUAGCAAAUGAAUUGUUUUGAUCUGUUGUUGUAUUGUAUCCAAAAAAAAAAAAAAUGUUGUUCAAUGAAAGAUGAAUUUAAAAGCUGCAUUCAGAAGAAAAACAAAACCAUUUCUUGA